UUUAUCUCAAUGUUAACUGUUUAGUUCACUAUAUUUGGAUAUUUAAUCGACUACUUUUAUUAUCAAGUGCUAUCAGUUUUAAUCAAACCUUUUAUAUCAUCACUGUGUCUGUACUUUGAAACAGUUUUCUGUUCCUCUUUGCUCUGUCUGCCUCUCUCUUUUUUUUGCCUCUGUUGCCUUUUCUGUAAUCUGUCGAUUCUCCUGUAAUCUUCUGAUUUUCUUUUGCUCUUUUCCAACAUUUCCUUUUAUAAUUUUGAUUGUUUCAUUUUCAUGUUUAUGUUAAUCUCAUUGGUACCUUGAUUGGGUGCCGUUUUUAAUCCAAUGUAAUUUAUUUUUGUUUGUCUCGUAGUGAUAGUUUCAACUCUAUUUGAUCCUCAACUUGCAUGGUAAAUUUUUUCCUCACUUCAAUAUCAACUUUUCUUCACAGUUUAGUGAUAUUAAAUAUCAAGUUUAACGUUUUUUCACGUUGUGUUGAUACUGUUUAGUCUUGGUGAUCAGUAAAAAAUUAGUGCCUUGGACGAAAGUGACCAUUCCUUGAUAUAUUGGGACCAAAUUAAUUCAAGCUAUUUUCGGAUUACAACAAUCAUUAAUCAUCAUAAAAUAAUCCAGCCAGACAACGGAUUGAAUAAUUGUGAUCAUCAAUCUGCAUAUUUAACUAACACGCAUACUGCCUUAAAUUUUUUAUUUACUCUAAAGACUGAAUCAAGUCCGGAUUAACAUUUAACGUCAUCAUAAGGACUAAACGGAUUCAUUGAAAGUCAAGACCAAGUUAAAAUCAACUGAAUUGGAAACAGUCUAUUGUUUUAUUUUAUUGUCCAAACAAGAUUUGAGAACAAUUAACGGAAAUAACAUUUUUGACAAAAGCAGCAUCUGAAAAGCAAUCAUUGUUGACUUUUACGAGUUUAGCCCUUUAAUCAUCUUAUAUUUACCAUUAAUCAAUUAUUACUCAGCAAAAGGAAUAUUCAAUCAACAUAGUUCAGGGUAAAAAGAAAAACUGCUGAUAAAUCAAAUUCAAGAUGGUGUUUGAUCUAUUUGGUUCUCUUCGGAGUAUAACAAAGUUAGAUCAAGUAUGUAUCGACAAUAACGCAUUCCGUCUUCAUUACAAAGCUACCGUCAUCCUUUUGGUUGCAUCAAGUAUUUUGGUUACAGGAAGACAAUAUUUUGGUGAUCCGAUAGACUGUAUACAAAGAGAUGAUAUACCGCAAAAUGUUAUGGACACCUUUUGUUGGAUACAUUCAACCUUUACCCUGCCCAAUGCACUUACUAAAGAAGUUGGUGUAGACGUUAUUGCCCCAGGAGUAGAUAAUUACAAGCCAGGAGAGAAAAAAGUUUACCAUAAAUACUACCAAUGGGUUUGCUUUGUCCUCUUUAUUCAAGCCAUGUUUUUCUACGUUCCUCGAUAUUUAUGGAAAAUUUGGGAAGGUGGAAGACUACGAAGUUUGGUUUUAGGGUUAAACAACCCCGUCAUUGGUGCUGAAGAGCGUGCCGAUCAAAUUGGUUUACUUACACAUUAUUUAAAGACCAAUCUAAGAUAUCACGAUUCUUACUUUUAUUAUUUUGUUGUCUGUGAGAUACUCAAUUUUCUCAAUGUCAUUUUCCAAAUGUACCUUGUCGAUGCUUUCCUGGGUGGUGCCUUUUCAACUUACGGUUUUGAAGUUCUUCGAUACAGUGAAAUGGACCCUGAAGAAAGAGUUGACCCAAUGGUAAAAAUCUUCCCUCGUGUUACCAAGUGUACCUUCCACAGAUAUGGUUCUUCUGGAGAUGUUCAGAAGCACGAUUCUCUCUGUAUUCUUCCAUUGAACAUUAUCAAUGAGAAAAUUUACAUCUUCCUCUGGUUCUGGUUCGUCAUCUUAGCCGUUAUUUCUGGAUGGGUCAUUAUUGAACGAAUGGUCAUCAUCUUUUUCCCUCAUUUCCGUUAUCUUUACCUGCGAUCAGCUGCUCGUUUAGCAGACCGUAAUGAUAUUCGUGAAGUCUUGGAUCACUCUAGAAUCGGAGAUUGGUUCAUUCUUCACUUGUUGGCCAAAAAUCUUGACUCUCUUCACUUCAGGGAGCUUGUCAAAGAGCUUCGAAAUUCGCUUAGUGAAGAAGGCGAAAAAUUUAGACCAAGAGAUAUCAAUGAAACCGGAUUCAGUUCAAAGCUAUCAUAAGCAGAUGAUAAUAAUCUUGGAUGAUUAGUUUUCAGUGUAAACAUUUUUUUGAUCACAUGAAAUUGUUUUUUUUAUAACGAAUUAUUAUUAUCUUUUUGAACUCCUACAACAAAAAUGAACCCACUAUUUGUCUUUACGACUUCAAUAUCAAAAUGCGGACGGAUCUAUCACCAUUACCACCACAACAAACUUCAAUCAUACUAUCAUUGUCUUCAUCUUCAUCAUCAUCUAAUAGUUACAUCAAAGAAAGAAACAAAAGCCUAAUUACUUUACAAUUUUUGAUUAACCAAUAUUUAUAUUCCAAUACACUGGAACAUAUAUAUUUGUACGGAGCAAAUCUUUACGCAACAAAAUUUGAAAUCCAUACAAAGAAACCUUCAAGUAAAAAUAAGGUAUGACGAUGAAUCAGAUUAAUAUCAAAGUGAUUGUAACCAUAGAUAUUUUAUCUUUACAGUUGAUAUUUAUACAUAUUUAUACACAGAAAAUAUAUCUAUUUAUUUAAUGCAUGAGAAUUAAAUUCAGGUAUCAUGUACAUGGUACAACCAUAAGGAGACAUAAAAACGAGCUUCAUAUUUUCACCUUUGCCUUCUGUAUGGACUCAAAUUCGUUGCUUAAUGAUUUCUACAAAACCAAGAAAACUUUCAACUUAAUCAUUACCUAGAUAAUAUCCUUUCAAUUAUUUCCUUUUCCUAUUCAAUUUUAGAUAACGUCUUAGAUAUUUCCGUUUUUACCUUCAACCAGCUCAACAUAAUCCAAUAAUAAUUACGACCACCGAGAACAAAAGCUUGAUUGGAAACAAUUAACUUCAAUUAACUUUAACCAUCAUUAUUGGCAUCUGGUUGGAUAUCAUUCAUUGGUGAUUGAUUCUAGAAGAAACUUGAUUGCUAUUGCCCAAGUUAAUCCAGAAAUCAAUCAGAAAUUUAUGGAUCCAAACCAAACUCUGAAAUUUUCAAAAAUUGAUGCUAGAAGUGCAACAUCAAGCUAUAAGUAUCUAUCAUGAUAACGUCACCUAAUGUAAUCUUUACAUUAAAAUCAAUCCAGUAAUGAUGGUUGCAGUUGAUUCAAGUCAAUUUUCAAAUUGAGCUUUUGGCAUGAAAAAAACUUGAGCUUAACCCUUAAAAAAGACUCGAAAUUUGUGCACACCAAUCAAUUGAAUUGCAUUUCCCUGUAUCUUGGACGUUACUAAAUUGGAUUUUCCAAAAUUCCUCUUCUCUCUUUCUCUUCCCUCUUUACCUGUUUCUUUGUAAUGUACUUUUCUACCUGCAAAUAUUGUUUCUUUAUGUUCAACUUUUUUCUCUUGAUAUUACAUCGAUUUAUGGACCAACGAAAUCAACUUAACAAUGGACCAAAAUUGGGACAACGAAUUAUACACCUUAACGGACAAUCCAAUCAACUAUGCAAAUACAAUUAUUAAGUGGCCAAAAUCUUCAUGAUACAUUCACAAUAUCCAAUCCUGUGUAAAGACAAAGUAAAGCAAGAAAUGGAAAGCUAAAUUGAAAGACAUCAGCAUCAAUGGAAGCGAAUAAUUUAUUGGUUUUUCAUUUUUCAUCCUCAAAGAGCGGACACCAAGCUUCAAGCUUUAUCUACAAGAAAUUUAUCUGGAUUCAAAAUCUAAACAACUGUACUGCUUCCAAAACCUGUUGACUUUUACAUCGAAAAAUGAUGAAAUUACCUGAAAAAUGGCAAAAGAUCAUUGAAUCUAAUGAUGCAUAUAUUAUUGAUUAAUAGAUUUCAAUUAGCUGAAAUAAAAUCUUGAAAACUUCCAAAAAAACGAAA
Molecule: messenger RNA, 3923 nt
Organism: Tetranychus urticae (two-spotted spider mite)
Lineage: Eukaryota; Metazoa; Arthropoda; Arachnida; Trombidiformes; Tetranychidae
Source: RefSeq, a predicted model, not a curated record